CCGUUUCCCGGUCUCACCCGCCCCUUGCGCUGAUUGGUAGGUGCAAGCUUCGCUAUCUGACUGGCCGAACGAAUGCAGCGCGUAAUUUAAAACAUUGUAUCAGUAACAAAGGUGCGCCUCGUGGGCGGAGUUGUGCUCUCAGGCUGCGAAAGUCCAGGUUCGGCUGCCGGGUGUGAGUGAGACGGUACCGGAGGAGAAGUGUAGCGUCUUCGGACCUAAACUGCCCCUGCUGAAAUGUCGCAAGGGAUCCUUUCUCCACCCGCCGGCUUGCUGUCGGAUGAGGAGGUCGUAGUCUCCCCCAUGUUUGAGUCCACAGCUGCAGAUUUGGGGUCUGUGGUACGCAAGGACCUGCUGUCGGAUUGUUCUGUCAUCUCCACCUCCCUGGAAGACAAGCAGCAGGUUCCAUCUGAAGAUAGUACAGAGAAGGUGAAAGUAUACCUGAGGGUCAGACCCUUGUUACCUUCAGAGUUAGAACGACAGGAGGAUCAGGGUUGUGUCCGUAUUGAGAGUAUGGAGACCCUUGUCCUACAGGCACCCAAGGACUCUUUUGCCCAGAAGAGCAACGAGCGAGGAAUUGGACAGGCCACCCAUAGAUUCACCUUUUCCCAGAUCUUUGGGCCAGAAGUGGGACAGGCAUCGUUCUUCAAUCUGACUGUGAAGGAGAUGGUAAAGGAUGUACUUAAAGGACAGAACUGGCUCAUCUAUACAUAUGGAGUCACCAACUCAGGGAAAACCCACACAAUUCAAGGUACUGUCAAGGAUGGUGGGAUCCUGCCCCGGUCCCUGGCUCUGAUUUUUAAUAGCCUCCAAGGCCGACUUCAUCCAACACCUGAUCUGAAGCCCUUGCUCUCCAAUGAAGUCAUGUGGCUAGACAGCAAGCAGAUCCAGCAGGAGGAAUUGAAGAAACUGGCCCUGCUAAAUGGAGGCCUCCAAGAGGAGGAGCUAUCCACCUCCUUGAAGAAGAGUGUCUACAUUGAAAGUCGAAUGGGUACCAGCACCAGCUUUGACAGUGGCAUUGCUGGGCUCUCCUCCACCAGUCAGUUUACCAGCAGUAGCCAACUAGAUGAAACAAGUCACCGAUGGGCACAGCCAGACACUGCCCCAGUAAGUGUCCCUGCAGAUAUUCGCUUCUCCAUCUGGAUCUCCUUCUUUGAGAUCUACAAUGAACUGCUUUAUGACCUGUUAGAACCACCUAGCCAGCAGCGCAAGAGGCAGACACUGCGGCUGUGUGAGGAUCAGAAUGGCAAUCCCUAUGUGAAAGAUCUCAAUUGGAUUCAUGUUCAGAAUGCCGAGGAGGCCUGGAAACUCCUGAAGGUGGGUCGUAAAAACCAGAGCUUUGCCAGCACCCAUCUGAACCAGAACUCCAGCCGCAGUCAUAGCAUCUUCUCAGUCCGGAUCCUGCACCUUCAGGGGGAAGGGGAUAUAAUCCCCAAGAUUAGCGAGUUAUCACUCUGUGAUCUGGCUGGCUCAGAGCGCUGCAAAGAUCAAAAGAGUGGUGAGCGGCUGAAGGAAGCAGGAAACAUUAACACUUCUCUGCACACUCUGGGCCGCUGUAUUGGUGCCCUGCGUCAAAAUCAGCUGAACCGGUCAAAGCAGAACCUGGUUCCCUUCCGUGACAGCAAGUUGACUCGAGUAUUCCAAGGCUUCUUCACAGGCCGAGGCCGCUCCUGCAUGAUUGUCAAUGUGAAUCCAUGUGCAUCUACCUAUGAUGAGACCCUUCAUGUGGCCAAGUUCUCAGCCAUUGCUAGUCAGCUUGUUCUUGCUCCACCUGUGCAACUCGGAUUCCCAUCGCUACAUUCAUUCAUUAAGGAACACAGUCUGCAGGCACCUCCCAGCUUAGAGACUGGAGCUAAGGCAGACCCAGGCCUUGAUGAUGACAUUGAAAAUGAUGUUGACAUCUCUACAUAUGGCAAGGAGGAGCUCCUACAGGUGGUAGGAGCCAUGAAAGCACUGCUUUUGAAAGAACGGCAGGAAAAGCUGCGGCUGGAGAUGCAGCUCCGUGAUGAAAUUUGCAAUGAGAUGGUGGAGCAGAUGCAACAACGGGAACAGUGGUGCAGUGAACAUUUGGAUACGCAAAAGGAACUACUAGAGGAAAUGUAUGAAGAGAAACUAACGAUCCUCAAGGAGUCACUGACAAGCUUUUACCAAGAAGAACUUCAGGAGCGGGAUGAGAAGAUUGAGGAGCUAGAAGCUCUCUUGAAGGAAGCCAGAGAGCAGCCAGUGGCCCGUCAACUACCAGGGUCUGAACUACCCAUACGGCGGUCACAAAGGUUGGCAGCUUCUGCCUCCACUCAGCAGCUCCAGGAGAUUAAAGCGAAACUGGAAGCAGAGCUAAACUCCACCACUGAAGAGCUGCAGAAAUAUCAGAAAAUGUUAGAACCACCACCCUCAGCCAAGCCCUUCAUUGUCAAUGUGGACAAGAAGUUAGAGGAGGGCCAGAAGAAUAUAAGGCUGCUGCGGAUAGAGCUUCAGAAACUUGGUGAGUCUCUCCAGUCAGCAGAAAGAGCCUGUUGCCAUAGCACUGGAGCAGGAAAACUUCGCCAAGCCCUGGCCACAUGUGAUGACAUCUUAAUCAAACAGGAUCAGACCCUGGCUGAGCUGCAGAAUAACAUGAUGCUAGUAAAACUGGACCUUCGGAAGAAGGCAGCAUGCAUCGCGGAGCAGUAUCAUACUGUGCUGAAACUCCAAGGCCAGUCUUCUACCAAAAAGCGCCUCGGUGCCAACCAGGAAAACCAGCAACCAAACCAACAGCCCCCAGGGAAGAAACCAUUUCUUCGUAACUUACUUCCCCGAACACCCACCUGCCAAAGCUCAACAGACUGCAGCCCUUAUGCCCGGAUCCUGCGUUCACGGCACUCCCCUUUACUCAAAUCUGGGCCUUUUGGCAAAAAAUACUAAGGUCGUGAGAAGGAGAGAGCAUUGCCCUGAGGUGGGUCAGCUGCUCAGCUUAAGAAAUAGGUCUCUUUAAAGCUUUACCAUAUAUAUACCUGGAACUCUAUCCAGCAUGCAAUAUUCAGACACUAGUUGUUUUUCUCCCUUUUGUAAUAUAAUCACCUAUAUAAUCUUACACUUUUUUACUUAUAUGGUUUCUAUGCACACAAGUUAUAUUAAAAUAAAGAUAUUCACAUUUUAAGUUUGAAUUCUAAAUUUAGCAUAAUCAUUGAAGUAAAUUAUAAAAGGGGCAGAAAAAUUGAAAAUCAAAUAUCAUUCAGGGACUUCCCUGGUAUUCCACUGGCUAAGAAUCUGCCUUCCAGUGCAGGGGACAAGGGUUCCAUCCUUGGUUGAGGAACCAAGAUCCCACAUGCCGCGGAACAAUGGAGCCUGCAUGCCACAACUAGAGAGCCCAUGUACUCUAGAGCCCGCAUGCCACAACGAAGAGCCCAUGCACUGCAACAAAAGAUCCUGCAUUCCACCACAAAGGUCCCACAUGCUGCAACCAAGACCCGACACAGCCAAAUAAAUAAAUAAGUAAUAAUUUGUAAAUAUAUAUAUAUAUAUAAUCAUUCAGGCCCCUGGGAACUUUGCACAGGAAUGGCAGUACAGAUCAGCAACUGGUGUACAGCUAACCCAAGAAAGACUGGUAAGAAAUGAAUUCAAGGGACAUUAGAUAUUCUAAACCUUCCUUAAUAUAAAAUGAAGUGUCAUAUAUUAGGAG
Hippopotamus amphibius kiboko is the source of this 3655-nucleotide messenger RNA. RefSeq names its product kinesin family member 20A (gene KIF20A). Gene Ontology annotation, biological process: microtubule-based movement. The record is from RefSeq and is a predicted model, not a curated record. Lineage: Eukaryota; Metazoa; Chordata; Mammalia; Artiodactyla; Hippopotamidae. Gene Ontology annotation, molecular function: ATP hydrolysis activity; microtubule binding; microtubule motor activity. The transcript is spliced from 19 exons. Gene Ontology annotation, cellular component: microtubule; nucleus; kinesin complex. The coding region runs from base 235 to 2898 and encodes 887 amino acids.